GCCUCGUAGUGGGGCCCAGCAUGGUCAUGGCGGAUGGCCCGAGGCACUUGCAGCGCGGGCCGGUCCGGGUGGGGUUCUACGAAAUCGAGGGCACGCUGGGCAAGGGCAACUUCGCCGUGGUGAAGCUGGGGCGACACCGGAUCACCAGGACGGAGGUGGCGAUAAAAAUAAUAGAUAAAUCUCAGCUGGAUGAAGUGAACCUUGAGAAAAUCUACCGAGAAGUAAAAAUAAUGAAACUGUUAGACCACCCUCACAUAAUCAAACUUUAUCAGGUAAUGGAGACCAAAAGCAUGUUGUACCUUGUGACAGAAUAUGCCAAAAAUGGAGAAAUUUUUGACUACCUUGCUAACCAUGGCCGGUUAAAUGAGUCUGAAGCCAGGCGCAAAUUCUGGCAAAUCCUGUCUGCUGUUGAUUACUGUCACGGUCGGCAGAUUGUGCACCGUGACCUCAAGGCUGAAAAUCUCCUGCUGGAUAACAACAUGAAUAUCAAAAUAGCAGAUUUCGGUUUUGGAAAUUUCUUUAAAAGUGGUGAACUGCUGGCAACAUGGUGUGGCAGCCCCCCUUACGCAGCCCCAGAAGUCUUUGAAGGGCAGCAGUAUGAAGGACCACAGCUGGAUAUUUGGAGCAUGGGAGUGGUUCUUUACGUCCUUGUCUGUGGAGCUCUACCUUUUGAUGGACCAACUCUUCCAAUUUUGAGGCAGAGAGUUUUAGAAGGAAGAUUCCGGAUUCCAUAUUUCAUGUCAGAAGAUUGUGAGCACCUGAUUCGAAGGAUGUUGGUCCUGGACCCGGCCAAACGGCUGACCAUAGCGCAAAUCAAGGAACAUAAGUGGAUGCUCGUGGAAGUUCCCGUUCAGAGGCCUGUUCUUUAUCCACAAGGGCAAGAAAAUGAGCCGUCCAUCGGGGAGUUUAAUGAGCAGGUUCUGCGAUUAAUGCACGGCCUUGGAAUAGAUCAACAGAAAACCAUCGAGGCUUUGCAGAACAAGAGCUAUAACCACUUUGCUGCCAUUUAUUACUUGUUGGUGGAGCGCCUGAAAUCACACAGGAGCAGUUUUCCUGUGGAGCAGAGACUUGAUGCCCGCCAGCGUCGGCCUAGCACCAUCGCCGAACAAACAGUUGCCAAGGCACAGACUGUGGGGCUCCCAGUGACCGUGCAUUCACCCAGCGUGCGAGCGAUGCGAUCUGCCCUCCUCCCACAGGCAUCCACCGUGGACGCCUUCGCGUUUCCCGCAUCUGGCUGUCAGGCAGAGGCAGCGUUCAUGGAGGAAGAGUGUGUCGACACUCCAAAGGUCAACGGCUGUCUCCUGGACCCUGUGCCUCCCGUCCUGGCAAGGAAGGGGUGCCAGUCCCUGCCGAGCAACAUGAUGGAGACCUCCAUUGACGAAGGGCUGGAGACCGAAGGCGAGGCCGAGGAAGACCCCAGUCAGGCCUUCGACGCCUUCCAGUCCACACGCGGCGGGCAGAGGCGGCACACGCUAUCGGAAGUGACCAAUCAGCUGGUCGUGGUGCCUGGUUCAGGGAAAAUUUUCUCCAUGAGUGACAACCCCUCCCUUGACAGUGUGGACUCUGAGUAUGAUAUGGGGUCUGUUCAGAGGGACCUGCACUUUCUUGAGGACAACCCUUCCCUCAAGGACAUGAUGUUAGCCAACCCGCCCUCACCCCGCGUGACAUCUCCCUUCGUGAGCCUGAGACCUGCCAACCCCGCCAUGCAGGCCCUGAGUGCCCAGAAGCGCGAGGCCCACAACAGGUCUCCAGUGAGCUUCAGAGAGGGCCGCCGGGCGUCAGACACCUCCCUCACCCAAGGAAUUGUAGCAUUUAGACAACAUCUUCAGAAUCUGGCUAGAACCAAAGGAAUCCUAGAGUUGAACAAAGUGCAGCUGCUCUAUGAGCAGAUGGGCUCAGAAGCAGACCCCAGCCUGGCCUCUCCCGCCGCUCAGCUCCAGGACCUGGCCAGCAGUUGCCCGCAGGAGGAAGCGCCUCCGCAGCAGAAGAGCGUUUCUGCGCUCCCCGGGGACAGCGCACACCCGCAGCUCUCCCAGCGCCACAGCCUGGAGGCCCAGUACCUGCAGCACCGACGCCAGAAGCCCAGCCUUCUGUCAAAAGCACAGAACAGCUGUCAGCUUUAUUGCAAAGAACCGCCACGGAGCCUGGAGCAGCAGCUGCAAGAACAUAGACUCCAGCAGAAGCGGCUCUUCCUCCAGAAACAGUCCCAGCUGCAGGCAUAUUUUAAUCAGAUGCAGAUAGCAGAGAGCUCGUACCCACAGUCCCUUCCCCACCAGGAGACGCCGCCGCCCUCCCAGCCGCCGCCGCCUUUCAACCUGACCCAGCCCCUGAGCCCCGUCCUGGAGCCAGCUUCCGAGCACAUGCCGUUCAGCCCCUUCCUCAGCCCGUACCCCGAGAUGCGGCUGCAGCCGCUGCCCGCCUCGCCGGGGGCCCGCGGGGCCCCGCCGCCCCUGCCGCCGCCGCCGCUGCAGCAGCAGUCGCGGGGCGCCCCGGCCCCCUUACAGUUCUAUCAGACUUGUGAGCUGCCGGGCGCGUCCGCCCCGGAGCCCGAGCACCCCGCUCCCGGUCAGUACCCCGCGGAUGGAACCCCGCAGAGUGGCUUGGACGGGCCGGACUGUCCCAGGAGCUCAGGACUGCAGGAGGCCCCCUCCGGCUACGACCCUCUGGCGCUCUCCGAGUUCCCCGGACUCUUUGAUUGUGAAAUGCUGGAAGCCGUGGACCCACAGCACAGCGGCUACGUCCUCGUAAAUUAACCUCAGCUUCACAGGAAGUGAGGCGGUUUGGGUGAAAAGAGUGUUGUCUUUCUAUUUUUAUUCCAGCCUUUUAAAUUUAAAAGCUCGUUUUCCGCCCUCUCCCUGAUGGGGAAGAAGUCAAGUCACCCAACUGGAAUCGGAGGGCUGGCCAGCCAGGUGUCGCCUCCUGCUGGCUCUGCCCCACCGUGGUUUUCUGUGGCAAGUGCUGGAACGUGGUUGUCGGCUGCAGCUCAUGCCCUUAGGUCAAGUGGAGGGAGCUCUCAGCGGAGGCACCAACAAAAGUUUCAUAAGAAAAAGACCUAGGUUUUACACAGAGCUUUAUCAGUUCAUCAAGGGAAACCUCAGUGAAAGCAGGAAAAAGAAUAUGUGCCAUUAUAUGCAGGCAAAAAAAGGCAAUAUAUUUUUCACUGAAACCAAGCAACAGCAUGUUCUUCAAAGGCAAAUCAAGAAUACAUAUUGAAACUGAUGCACAGGAAAUAAAGUUGUACUUUGUCGCUGAAUCGUUAAGUUCUGAGCUGCUGAUGCACGGUGUCCCCAAGAUCACUCAAAACGGUGGAGCGUGAGCUCUGUUUCAGGGUCUACUGAGUCACAGCGGGUACUGACUCCUGAGACCGGCGGUCACCUCCAUCUGAGCAUGGGUGACACACCUCCUCAGGAGGGCCUGGCUUCGAGUGUCAGGGUAUCCCGAGAGCUCCCAAAGAUGUCACCUGUGGAACCAAGAGACAUGUGGCAGUGGAGACCAGGGGCAGGAAAGUCAAGAGUUGGUCAAGAGCAGCGGCCCGGGCCGGGGAAGACGGGCUCUUCCCGCACGGUCUUCUGUGGAGGCUUCCGGUUUGGGGCAGUUGGUCUGUCGAGGACCUCGUGUCUCUUUUAAAAAUGUAAUAACUACUUUGACUUUACACUAGAUGUUGCUAGUUGUUUAUUGAGCUUUGUAUAUUUGGACAGUUUCAUAUAGGGCUUAGAAAUUUUAAGGACAAGGAAAAAUGAACUUUUAUCUCCCAUGUGAAGUGGUAGUGCUGUGCCUUUCCCCUCCCCCAGAUCACGCUUUAACAAUUUCUUUUCUGUAGAAACCAACAGUUUUCCAUUUAUGUCAACGCUAAAUCCAAAGUCACUUCAGAAUUUGUUUUCCACCAUGUGGGAAUCACAUCCUUAAUUUCCUUAGAGUUUUGAUGUGUAAUGAAAUGUUCAAGUAUUACAGCAAUAUUCAGAAGACCACAGAUGUGUUAACCAUUUGAGUAGAUUCAUCUGCCAAACAUGAUAUAUUACUCAUACAACUGAACCCUUACAAUUCAGUCUUCAGAGUAGGUGAAAAAAGAUGCCACAGCUAGUUGACUGUGUAACCUAGAAAUAAUGAGUAAUCUGUCAUUGGGACAGUAAGAUCCAAGUGAUACAAAUUCAGUAUUAUUUACAAAGACUCUCGUCUCUGUCCCUUAGAAUGGCUUGUCCUGUGAGCAGAUGAACGCGUAAGCACAAAGCAUCUCCCUUAAAGCACAGAGAAGAGAGAUACUACACUGAUGCUGCAUCUAGAAAACACCCUUAAGGUGCCUUUCCUCUGUAGUGUGUGUCCAGGCAGGUGAGGAGGAGCGUGCAGGGUCUGCGGGUUCCGUGCCGGCUCCUCUGGGCGCUGGGACACUCCGCAGGCACUCUGCUCGGGGCUGGACUUGGUGUGAGCACGGGAGGGCUGUGUGGAGGACUUGUUUUUGUUUUUGGAUAAGACGCAGCAGAAACCCAAGAAGGAAGAAGUACGUUCCUUCUACGAAUUGUUUAUUCCUCCUCAUGCUUAAGAUGGAUGAUUUUGUGAAAUAGGCAACAUCGUUUUAAGAGAUCCUUUCAUUAAGAUCUCUAAUCUGUUCUAAGUUUUUGCAAAAUAAGCCAGUUGUAAAACAAGCUUGAUUUGUUUAGACUGAAGGGUGUUUUCCCAAAAUGUUCUACAGAAGCGCUAUAAUAUUUAUGAAAUUAAAAUGCCUUCCAGAUUGAAGACGGGGGCUGCUCAUUUCAGAGCCCCCAGGAUGGCAGUUACAGACCAGGCCAUGAGCCGCUGAGCCCAGGAAAGCUGGGGCUCCAGCAGGACCACUGGGCUGACGACCGGGGCAGCAGCGGCUGUGGAAGUGUCACGGCCCCGGGGGUGGGCCCUCGGGAGCACCCAGCAGUGCCCGGUCUGUUCAGACUGCAGACCGCGGGCGAGGAGCAUGACCCGUCCUGCUGGACUGUGUUGUAAGCUCCUGUUUGCUUUUCUCAUUUAUUUCAAGCAGAAAUCAAUAAAUUCCAUAACGAUCUGUAUUCUCUGAAAUGUAAGCUGGUGAGAGGAGACUGGUUCUGUUGUUCAGUCAGGCAUUUGCCCAGCCCCAUCUGACCAUCUCCUUUGCUCUGUCCCCUUACUAGUGACCUGUGUGAGUCUCCAAGC
Odocoileus virginianus texanus is the source of this 5157-nucleotide messenger RNA. It is a transcript of the gene SIK2, whose product is annotated as salt inducible kinase 2. Gene Ontology annotation, cellular component: cytoplasm. NCBI's taxonomy places the organism in Eukaryota, Metazoa, Chordata, Mammalia, Artiodactyla, Cervidae. Gene Ontology annotation, biological process: intracellular signal transduction; protein phosphorylation. The record is from RefSeq and is a predicted model, not a curated record. Gene Ontology annotation, molecular function: ATP binding; protein serine/threonine kinase activity.